UGACUGGUAAACGUAUGGGCUUUACAGAUGUAUUGUAGCCCAUUAGGCGAAGCCCUUUUGCAGUCUUGGCCUCAUGUCUGAAUUGCGACAACUGAUCCCUUCAAUCUCCACCUUUGUCUCUAUUCAGCUUUCCAUCGCCACCAUCGCCGAUCCAUCUCAUCCCAAUCCUCAAUUGACCUUGAGAUUCUUCCGAUCCUCCUUGAUUCAGCUCAACCCCUUUAGAUAUGACCGUUUAGCUUCAAGUGGAUCUAUUCAUCGAUGUCUCCUUCGUCUCCUUUACCGAGGACGUGGUUUGACUACGACUCGCCAUUACAGCUCCCAGUGAUGCGUUGUGAGCUGAGUCAUCUGCUCCGCUUGACCACGAUAGCUUGCUGACUCUAUAUUUGGAGAGUUGUCGACUAGUCUCCUUCUCAUAUAAGCUUCAACCCGGAUGCUCAACAUAACUGCCACAGAUUUCUCAGAUCUACCUCUGAAGUGUCUUGACUCUCACAGUUAUCUCCAACACUCUGACUGCCUCGGAUUCAGAUUCUGCCGACUGAAACUGAGACUGUUCUACUUCUGUAUAUGACCUGCUCCUUCCUUUCGCAUCUGCAGUUGCUGAAGGAGAAACCAGAUUCCAGCAAGAUGAACCAUCAGUGUUAAGUAACCUUCCUCUUUCCUUAGAAUUUUGACCAUUCUACAACCAUCUCAAACUUUACCAUCUGAAACUGCAUCAUUCUGUCGAUUUCCAUUUAUGUUGUUACCGAUACUGACCUUCUGCAAUAUCUGUUUUAGGUCCAUUUUGUGAGACUCUCAAAUCGACUAGAGAAGUCCCUGGACCAUUAUGGCUUGCUUACGCUGUGAAGUUUAGAAGUGCCAAGCACUUCUCAAAACUGUUUCCAGGUGCAAAGAUCUCGUUGUAGUCUACUCCUUCAAUUUGAGUGAAGCCUUUAGCCACAAGUCGGGCCUUGUACCUAGGAUCUUCCACACCAGGUUAAAGAACUCAAUCCCGUUGUCGGUCCUGAGGCACUUUAUCUUCCUCUUGGUUUGAUUCUCAACCAGGAUUUUCCACUCUGAGAAGUGAUCGAAGACCUCGUCUUUGGUUCUCUGGAAUCUUAUCCACACCUUUCUCGAGAAGUCAUCUAUGAAGGUGAGGAAAUACUUGCAACCUGACAGGCUUGGCUCAUUUGAGACUGACCCCCACAAGUCACUGUGGAUAUACUCCAGUACACUGGUUGAUGUAUGUCUCCCUUCUGGAAAGCUCUGCUUAUGCGUUUUCCCAAACACGCAUUCCUCACAGAAAUCUAGCGUGUGUACUUCCUUCGAGCUCAGCCGUUCUUCUCUAGUUGGCCAUAGGAGAUGAGGUUUCUGCCCAUUGUUGGCAUGUAUCUCACAUCGCUCAAGAUCACCGUUGAGCCAUCAGAGUUUAUGAUCUUGAGUUUUCCUAUGCCUUUGACUUCACUAUGGGUGUUGUUACCCAUCAGGACCUUCCCACCGUUUAUCUCUUUGAAGUCAAAUAACAGAUCCUUCUCUGGAGUUAUGUGAAAGUUAACUCACCAGGAGAUUUCACUGGUUUUGUCUCCGGUUCAUCAUCCUUUAGAGCACCUUUCUCAGAUGACGAACUUGGCUUAUCUUCCUCCAGGACACUGUCUAGUCCCGAGUUCUCAAGCUGCAUUUGCAUCUUAAAUUUCCACAACCCGAAGUCUCCUUUGCCAUCAAACUUCUCCACAUCAAUUUUGAUCUUCGUGGAUUGCAUGGCUUCUCACCGGAUCCUCCUCCUGUGACCCACCAGCUGCAGAUCAGAAACUGACAACCGUAUCCACUGCAAUAGCCUGAUGCUCUGAUACCACUUGUGAGUUAAAGAACACAAGACAAUUUGGUAACCCAGUUCCCUUUCGGUACGCCUGGGGAGAGACUGUGCUUUCAAGAUCCACUAAUGUCAAAGAACCUGAGAAGAGAUACUACCAACGCUAGCUGACACUGUGAUCACCAAGCAACACAACCUGAUCAGCACUUGAGUAUCUUCACCGCCACUCUCAUGCUAUUGUUGUUAUCGCUAGAUGUAUUGUAGCCCAUUAGGCGAAGCCCUUUUGCAGUCUUGGCCUCAUGUCUGAAUUGCGACAACUGAUCCCUUCACAGUGGAGCAGGCAAUGGUUUUGGCUCAGUGCCUUUUAAUUGAGAAGGCUAGUCGGAGCGAUGAGAUGCAGAUUUUAUUUAUAUAUCAACAGGCGAGACAGCUGGCAGAUGUGGGAGAACUUCAGCCAUGUAGCUAUGGAUGUGGGAAAUAUUGAUCAGACCUUUGAAGCUAUACAACAGAUACUGAGAAUGAGCAAAAACAAGAGGAUUGAUGUUGUUUUAUUAGACCGCAUAAUGACAGAGUUAGAAAAUAGGGAUUCAGUAUGCAAGUCAGCAUCUUCAUCGGUUGAAUCAGUAGAAACAGAACCGUGUGCUGCAACACCAGCUGAAACUCAACGUCAGUUAGAGUUGCUUGGGAAAAUUAUUCAGCAGAUUGUCCGGACAGAAAAUACAUCUGAAAUUUGGGGAUUGUAUGCAAGAUGGAGUAGAAUCAAAGGAGAUCUUAUGGUAUGCAGCGAGGCACUGUUGAAGCAAGUGCGAUCAUAUCAGGGAUCAGAAGUGUGGAAAGACAAAGAGCGUUUCAAGUUGUUUGCAAGAGCAUCAUUGGAACUUUGCAGAGUCUACAUGGAGAUCUCAGUGUCCACAGCAAGCAGCAGAGAACUCUUUAGUGCUGAGAUGCAUUUGAAGAACACAAUCAAACAAGCCACAGUGAGCUUCUCGGAGAGUGAGGAAUUGAAGGAGCUUGAAAGUUGUCUUGAGGAGGUGAGAGAUCUUAUACAGAAGAGUGGAGAGGCUACGAAUACUAAAACAUGAAGGAAGCAAAGACUUGUCUACUAUAUAGAUAGGUUAGUCCCUGACUAUGGUUCCUGUGUGUUUGUAACAUUUAUCAUUUUUCUUGUUUGUGUCAUAGACGAUUUUGAGAUAACAGCGUUAUGGUUCUUAUAGCAUAAAGAUUUUGGGGACGAUCUAUAGAUUAAUAGAAAAAAAUUAGAAGUGUUUUACAGUUA
Molecule: messenger RNA, 3062 nt
Organism: Raphanus sativus (radish)
Lineage: Eukaryota; Viridiplantae; Streptophyta; Magnoliopsida; Brassicales; Brassicaceae
Exons: 14
Coding region: 2176-2868 (230 amino acids)
Source: RefSeq, a predicted model, not a curated record